Messenger RNA from Folsomia candida, 1920 nucleotides. RefSeq lists its product as uncharacterized. The transcript is spliced from 2 exons. The coding region runs from base 1 to 1920 and encodes 639 amino acids. NCBI's taxonomy places the organism in Eukaryota, Metazoa, Arthropoda, Collembola, Entomobryomorpha, Isotomidae. The record is from RefSeq and is a predicted model, not a curated record.
AUGCGAGCCUUCCUUAACAAGGUUCUCGCCGGUGGAGUCCCGUCAACUUUUUGCCCCUUCUUCUUCGGAGCGUCCCUCACCGCGUUGAAGAAGAAGUCGGGAGGGAUUCGACCCAUCGCUGUGGGAAACACUUGGCGGCGACUGGCCGCGAAGAUCGCCGUGGGGAGAAUUACCCCCCAGUUAAUUCAACAUUUCUCUCCCCACCAACUCGGAGUGGGCAUCAAAGGAGGUGCGGAGAUCGGCACCCACGCAGCCCGCAUCUACUACAACCACCCCCACACCUCUCCAAAGGCGUUCCUGAAAAUUGAUUUCAGGAACGCCUUCAACGAAAUUAGGCGGGACACGCUUCUCGACGUCGUCCGCGACCUGUUCCCGUCAAUUUUCCCGUUCGUGGCGCAGUGCUACGCCAGCCCCUCGUCACUUUUCUAUGGGAUGAUGCCCAUCCCCUCCCUACUCGGCUGUCAACAAGGGGACCCUUUGGGCCCCGCCCACUUUUCCCUUGUGGUCCACCCCAUCGUCGAGGCGGUGGAAACGGAGCUCAACUUGUGGUACCUCGACGAUGGGGCCAUGGGGGACCCGCCAGAGAAUGUUUUGGCCGCCCUAGCAACUGUUGCUAGGAUGAGCGGCGAAGUUGGCCUCCACCUCAACACGGAGAAAUGUGAAGUGGGGAUCCUGGGGGCGGAGCGCGAAGAAGCCAUCGACAUCCUCCUCCAAUUCCAGCAAGUUGCCCCCGGAAUCCAGCUAAUGUCCCCCGAUUCUGCGAUGUUGCUAGGCUCCCCUCUCACAAAUGAAGCGCUGGAGGUUGUCCUGGCAACCAAAUCUCAACAACUUGCAACUUUCUCCCAACGACUCCUCGGCCUCUCGGCCCACUCGGCCUUUUUCUUACUCCGCGCGUCAAUUUCCAUCCCUGGGCUCAUCUACUUUCUCCGCUGCGCCCCGUCGUGGAGGAAGAUGGAUGCCCUCACUCACUACGACGCCACCCUUAAGGACGCGCUUGAGGGGAUCCUCAACUGUACUCUCUCGGAGGCUGCAUGGAUGCAGUCGUCCCUGCCGGUGAAGGAAGGCGGCCUCGGGAGGGAGUACAGCGCUGCACGGACCUCCCACCUGAAACCGUCAGAGGAGUCCAAGCAGCGUGGGAGCCCUAUUCUGGACAAGACUUUGUCCCAUCUCUCCGAUUUGGCAGUUAUCCCGGAGGAUACUGCCCGACUGCGAUCUCUGCCCAAUAAGUACGCGGGGGUGUGGCUCACCCUUCCCUCUCCACAGCUAGGCACCUUGCUUUCCAACGAGACCUUCCGUGUCUCCGUUGCUCUCCGCCUCGGCUGCGACAUCUGCCAGCCGCACAAAUGCCCGUGCGGAGCCCAGGUCUCCUCCCGCGGCCUACACGGCCUUUCUUCACGCCGGAGCGCCGGUCGUUGGUCCCGCCACGAGGCCGCCAACGACGUUAUCGCGAGGGCCCUCCGAUCAGCGGAGGUACCCUGCAUCAGGGAGCCAGCGGGGUGCUCCACCACGGACGGCAAGCGUCCUGAUGGAAUGACUCUUGUGCCGUGGGCGAGGGGGAGGUCCCUCGUGUGGGAUUUUACGUGCGCGGACACUUUCGCCCCCAGCCAUUUACCCGACACCGUGCGCCAUCAGGGCGCUGCAGCCAGCAAGGCGGAGGACGCCAAGAAGAAGAAGUACGCGUUCUUGAUGGACCGGUACAUUUUUGUCCCGGUUGCCAUGGAAACGACUGGAGUUUGGGGGCAGGAGGGGCUCGCCCUCAUCGAACAAAUCGGGCAAAGGAUUGCCUCCACGACUGGACAGCUCAAUGCUGUCAAUUUUCUCCGCCAGCGAGUUUCUCUCGCCGCACAGCGAGGGAAUGUGGCGUCGAUUUUGGGUACACAUCCUCCAGGGAAAGAGUUGGAGGAGGUGUACUAUUUGUAG